AACCGUAAAAAUCAGAACCUCAGCAGCCACUGUAAGCCAGCCCCCAAUUUCAGUUGUCUUCUUAUUUUCUGUUUCUUUCAGUUUCUGCAGAUAGAAAAACAAAACGCUGUCGUUUCUCGCUCUCCGCCGUAGCCAUGUGUGGUAUUCUUGCCGUCUUUGGCUGUGUCGACACUUCGCAAGCUAAACGAGCUCGUAUAAUCGAAUUAUCACGAAGAUUGAGGCAUAGAGGACCAGAUUGGAGUGGAUUGCAUUGUCAGGAUGGAUGUUAUUUAUCUCAUCAGAGAUUGGCUAUUGUAGAUCCCACUUCUGGUGAUCAGCCUCUUUACAAUGAGGAUAAAACCAUCGUCGUCACGGUUAAUGGAGAAAUAUACAAUCACAAGCAAUUGCGGGAAAAGCUAAAGUCUCACACAUUCCGAACUGGUAGUGACUGUGAAGUUAUUGCCCAUCUUUAUGAAGAAUAUGGAGAGAAUUUCGUUGACAUGUUGGAUGGGAUGUUCUCAUUUGUUAUUUUGGACACCCGUGACAAAAGUUUUAUUGCAGCUCGGGAUGCCAUUGGUAUUACUCCCCUCUAUGUGGGCUGGGGUCUUGAUGGAUCAGUGUGGUUUGCUUCAGAAAUGAAAGCAUUGAGUGAUGAUUGUGAACGAUUCAUCUCUUUUCCACCCGGGCAUAUAUAUUCAAGCAAAGAAGGAGGCCUUAGAAGAUGGUACAACCCACCGUGGUACUUGGAGAACAUACCUUCAACACCUUAUGACCCCCUAGUAUUAAGAGAGGCUUUUGAAAAGGCUGUGGUCAAGAGACUUAUGACAGAUGUACCAUUCGGUGUACUUCUUUCUGGAGGCUUGGACUCAUCACUCGUUGCUGCUGUGACUUGCCGUCAUUUAGCCGACUCAGAAGCUUUUCGUCAGUGGGGUUCUCAGUUACAUACAUUCUGCAUUGGUUUGAAGGGUUCUCCAGAUCUGAGAGCUGCAAGGGAGGUGGCAGACUAUCUCCAAACUCGUCACCAUGAGCUUCAUUUUACUGUUCAGGAAGGAAUCGAUGCUCUUGAGGAAGUCAUUUAUCAUAUUGAGACCUAUGACGUAACAACUGUUAGAGCCAGUACACCGAUGUUUCUCAUGUCACGAAAAAUCAAAUCCUUAGGAGUUAAAAUGGUUAUUUCUGGGGAAGGUUCGGAUGAAAUCUUUGGAGGUUAUUUAUAUUUCCACAAGGCACCUAAUAAGGAAGAGUUUCACGAAGAGACAUGUCGAAAGAUCAAGGCUCUUCAUCUUUAUGACUGCUUGAGGGCCAACAAGUCUACUUCAGCAUGGGGUGUUGAGGCUCGCGUGCCCUUUUUAGACAAAGAGUUCAUCAGUGUGGCAAUGAGCAUAGAUCCUGAGUGGAAAAUGAUCAGGCGUGAUCUUGGAAGGAUAGAGAAGUGGGUCUUGCGCAAUGCCUUUGACGAUGAGAAGAACCCGUAUCUUCCGAAGCACAUACUGUACAGGCAGAAGGAACAAUUCAGUGAUGGAGUUGGGUAUAGUUGGAUCGAUGGUCUGAAAGAUCACGCAAACAAACAAGUAACAGAUGCAAUGUUGAUGAAUGCAAACUUUGUUUACCCUGAAAAUACCCCUAUGACAAAAGAGGCAUACUAUUACAGGACCGUCUUUGAGAAAUUCUUCCCAAAGAAUGCUGCAAGGGCUACAGUUCCUGGAGGUCCAAGUGUUGCAUGCAGCACUGCAAAAGCAGUUGAAUGGGAUGCAACAUGGUCCAAAAAUCUCGAUCCUUCUGGUCGUGCUGCUCUUGGUGUUCACGAGGCUGCUUAUGAGGAAACUUUGGAUUCCAAGACUGCCAAUCUGGUGAAUAAUUCCCCACAUACCCUGUAGGAAGGGAAUCUUAAGAAGGAUCUGCUUAGUUGAGGACUUACAAGAAUAUGUAUUUCCAGGUGAUUAAGCGAAAAGUUGCUGGUGGCAGACACAGAUCAUAUGGCAAAGGUUGUGUAGAAGAUCCUCAAAUUUACAUCAGCAGAUGUAAAAUUGGUCCCCAUGUUGCUUCUAGACAGUGUAAUGUUAGUUUCUUAUUGUCAGUCUAUUUUUGUAGGCUUCUUACGCUUGUAUGGCAGAAAUUUAGAAUUUUAAUUCUCCAAAUCUUUGUACAUGGAGAGAGUUGCGAUAGUGGAAUUCUAGUAAAAGUUCUAGUCCAGUAUGUGAUGAAUGUUCAAUAUUUGGUGCAGUUAUUUCAUAAGGAUUGGAGUA
Molecule: messenger RNA, 2225 nt
Organism: Mercurialis annua (annual mercury)
Lineage: Eukaryota; Viridiplantae; Streptophyta; Magnoliopsida; Malpighiales; Euphorbiaceae
Product: asparagine synthetase [glutamine-hydrolyzing] 2
Exons: 15
Coding region: 135-1856 (573 amino acids)
Cellular component (GO): cytosol
Molecular function (GO): asparagine synthase (glutamine-hydrolyzing) activity
Source: RefSeq, a predicted model, not a curated record